Phasianus colchicus (ring-necked pheasant) is the source of this 11351-nucleotide messenger RNA. RefSeq names its product leucine rich repeat kinase 1 (gene LRRK1). NCBI's taxonomy places the organism in Eukaryota, Metazoa, Chordata, Aves, Galliformes, Phasianidae. Gene Ontology annotation, cellular component: cytoplasm. Gene Ontology annotation, biological process: protein phosphorylation. The record is from RefSeq and is a predicted model, not a curated record. Gene Ontology annotation, molecular function: protein kinase activity; ATP binding; protein binding.
GUGGAACAGAAUGGCACUGUGCUGUUGGUUGCAGGGGGUUCUUCUGAGAACAGCCUGGUGUCUGUUUCCCCAUACAGAAGAGUUUUCCCAAUACAGAAAUGUGCACUGGGCUCACAAGAUGUGAUUUCCAAGAUGUGCAGCAGGGCUGAACGUGGAGCAUCUGCUUGUGUGUACGUGGGGGUUCUGUAUUGUGCUGGGGAACUGUGGAGGAUUCACAACUUGGAUUCACUUCUGCAAUUGGUGAAGAAUUGUGCGCUCUAAAAAAGGCAAGGGAAACCAAGUGCUGAAGUGUGGUCAGCUUUACAAAUAAAAGCUGGGUUGGGUGGCUGUUAGCUCACCCUCUGAGCAGUCUCUCUUGGAAGCUGUGCCACUUGCAGUAAGCGGAGAGGGGAGGAGAACUGCAGCUGCCAAGGGCAAACAGAGCUUCUUCCAGUGCAAAGCGGGAUGGAUCCUUUAUGCCUUCUGAAAUGGGCCUCAGAUGGAGAAAUCUGAAGGCACUGCGGCCCAUGCUGCCAGAUGGGCUUCCUGAAAUCCUCUGAGAUACAGCCACUGUUGUACGACUGCCCCAUAAUGAAACAUUCCUGUCUUAUCUCCCUUAUGUGCAGAGGAGACAGAGCAGGAACAUACCAUCAUUUUUAGUGCUCUUUGCAUCUGAUCACAGAAUCAUCAAAUGGCCUGGGUUGAAAAGGACCUCAAAAAUCAUGUAGUUUCAGCCCCCCUGCCACAGGAAGGGUCACCAACCACUAGACCAGGUGAGAAUAGAUACAAACACCUACCAUCUCCCUACACACACUGAGCCAAAUCCCAUCGAUUUUCCACUUGGUAAUGGCAUCACUCAGGAGCUCUGUGGCCAAACAUGAGAAGGGAGAAGCAUGGAGAUAAAAAGGGAUUGUUGUGAGUGAUGUAAGCAAUGGAGUUAUGAGUAAAGCCAGGAAGAGCGGGAUGAGAUUUGGAAAAGGAAAAAAAGGUGGAGUGAAGAAAUUCAUGCUAAGGGAAGUUAUGGUCUCUUUCAAAACAAAGGGGAAAAAUGUGAUUUUAGAUUUUAUUCUUUUUUCCAAACAAUGGUGAAAAAAAAAAAAAAAAAGUGUAAGAAGGGUCUGUAGAAGAACCAGAGUGUGAGGCAUAAAAGACAGCAGACACGAUAGAAGGAGCAGAGGGUGCCCAACAGGUGGCUGCAGCCAGACGCAGAUUAAUGGACAUCCGAACACACUUGAAAGCACCUGUGAAGAUCUUCUCUGCGUCUCCUUAAUCGCAGCGAGAAAAGCACUGCAGAACAAACCUGAGGCAGCAGCAGCCACGGAUAUGGCUUUUCCCAUCCUCAAGAGCCGCGUCUCUUGAUUUGGUCCAAGGAAGGAUCUGUGCGCGUCGUUCAAGGGAGCGUUAUGAAUAAACAAAAGGCACGCCGAAAUGCCUCCCCUUAGUGAGGGUAAACGAUGCUCCAUCAGGACGGCGUUUGGUAGCAGCCGCUCUGCCCUGCAUUUAGCUGACAUUCAGCUUUGACAACGCUCAGUCGGAGGUGCUGCAGAAAGUUUGCUCUGUUGGAUCUUCACCACUGAGACCCAGAAUGUACUGGUGCGUGGGGACGGAGGAAUCUGCUGUUUCCAGAGAGAGCAACAUGGAGCCACAGGACGGAACUGUGGGCAUGGGUGGCAAACAGUCCACGGUUGGCGAAGUCUCCAUAACUCAGACACCCGUGACAGAAAGCAUUCAGGCUGCUUACAAAGCUGGAGACGCCGCUAAAGCCCAAGAGUUGAUUAAGUUGUCGUGUGAGGAGACUGCGCUGCAGGUGGAAAAGUGUCAGCUUUUAGGUAUCGCAGCAGCAUAUGGAGAUCUGCAGGCAGUGAGGUAUUUACUGAAGGAAGCACUAGUGGUGUUACCAACUGAACCUAAUGAUGACAACGCAGCUGUGGUUGCCACCUAUUUUGGACAUAAGGAUGUUGUGAAAGAACUGCUGGAUUCCCUGCGUGGUCCCAAUACUUGCCAACAGCUCCUGAACUGGAUGCUGGCCAUCGCCUGCCAGCAGGGACAUUUGGACAUAGUGAAGCUGCUGAUUCGUGCAUACAGUGCUGACCCCGAGAGCUGUGCAGUCAGGAGGAAUGAGUUCCCAGUUCUUAUACGGUUGCCUCUGUAUGCUGCUAUAAAAGCAGGGAAUGAAGAUGUGGCUGUGUUCUUACUGCGGAAUGGGGCUUUCUUUUGUUCCUACAUCCUGAUGGACAGCCCUGAGUCCAGCAAGCACCUUCUGAGGAAGUACUUCAUCGAGACCAGCCCACUACCAGGUAGUGCUCCAGCAAAAACAGCUUUGUGCGUGAACUGGUCAAACCUCAAACUGCCCUGGGUGGAUCUGGACUGGCUGAUUGAUAUCUCCUGUCAGAUAACAGAGCUUGAUCUGUCUGCCAACUGCCUCGUCUCCCUUCCAUCCGUGGUCCCAUGGGGCCUGAUGAACCUGAGGAAGCUCAGCCUGGCUGACAAUCAGCUGGCAGAGUUACCCAGCGUACAGUCAUCCGAUGAGAUUAUAUGUACAAGGUUACUUGAGGUUGAUGUAUCCAGCAACAAACUUUCUACUCUCCCUUCUGGAUUCCUACAUCUUAAAAACCUUAAAAAACUCAACGCUGCCAAAAACUAUAUGGAGAAGUUAUUUGACGAGGAAAACACAACUAAUUGGAUUGGCUUAAGGAAGCUGCAGGAGUUUGACGUCUCUGACAACAGGUUGGUGGAACUUCCAACGGUUUUUCUAUACUGCUUCAAGUCCCUAAACAUACUGAAUGUUUCCCGAAAUCAGCUGAAAGUGUUUCCAGACCCCUGGGCCUGCCCCUUGAAAUGUUGCAAAGCAUCCAGAAACUUGCUGGAAUCCCUACCUGACACAUUCACUGUUUUCUGGAAAAAUCACCUCAGAGAAGUGGAUUUUUCUGAGAAUUCACUAAAAGAAGUUCCACCAGGGCUUUUUCAGCUUGAAGCUUUGGUGUCCCUGAAGUUGCUGGGAAAUCACUUAACUACGUUACCUUCGCAAGAUAAGUGGAAUUGCAAGCAGCUUAAAUCACUGGAUCUUUCAAAAAACCAGCUUGGGAAGAAUGACGAGGGAUAUAAAACAAAGCGGAUUCCCUUUUUCACAACGAGGAGCAGGGUGCGUGGAGGCCCAGAGGCAGGUCCUUUUGUGGAGUUCCCAGCAUUUCUGAGCGAUUCUCUGGAAGUCCUUUAUCUGAAUGACAAUCAGCUGGAGUCCGUCCCGCAGUCCGUUUGCCUUCUGAAAGGUUUAACAGAACUUUAUUUGGGAAAUAACCCUGGUAUCCGAGAGCUUCCUCCAGAACUUGGACAGCUGGCUAAUCUCUGGCAGCUGGAUAUCGAGGAACUGAGUAUCAGCAAUGUUCCUGCAGAGAUCAGAAAGGAGGGCCCUAAAACAGUUCUGGCGUACCUACGAGCACAGCUGCGCAAAGCAGAGAAGUGUAAGCUGAUGAAGAUGAUCGUCAUUGGUCCUCCACGACAGGGAAAGUCAACUCUGAUAGAGAUCCUCCAGACAGGAAAAGUCCCUCAGAUGAUGCACAGCGAUGCCACCAUACGUACAACAAAAUGGGAGCUACCCAAGCCAGUGGGACACAAGGCAAAGGUUGAUUCAGUGGAGUUCAAUGUCUGGGAUAUCGGAGGCCCAGCGAGCAUGUCUACAGUCAAUCAGUGUUUCUUCACAGACAAAGCAUUGUACAUAGUUGUAUGGAACUUGGCACUGGGGGAAGAAGCUGUGGCAAACUUACAGUUCUGGUUGCUGAACAUUGAGGCCAAAGCUCCAAAUUCAGCAGUGUUAGUGGUAGGAACACACCUUGACUUAAUUGAAACCAAAUUCCGUGUUGAGAGGAUAGCAACGCUGAGGGCUUACGUCCUGGCUCUCUGUCGCUCUCCCUCUGGAUCCAGAGCAACUGGUUUCCCAGAUAUCACGUUCAAGCACCUGCAUGAGCUCUCAUGUAAGACUUUGGAAGGCCUCGAGGGACUCCGACAGCUGAUUUUCCAUGUCACUUGCAACAUGAAGGAUGUUGGCAGCUCAAUUUGCUCACAGAAACUUGCUGGGAGAUUGAUUCCAAGGAGUUACCUUAGCCUUCAAGAAGCCGUCCUUGCAGAACAGCAUAAAAGAAGUCAGAAUGAUGAUGUGCAGUAUUUAACAGACAGACAGAUAGAGCUGAUCAUUGAGCAAACCCCUGGAAAUGAUAUCAAAGAUUACGAGGACUUGCAGACUGCGAUUAAUUUCCUCAUAGAAACAGGUACACUACUGCAUUUCCCAGACACAAGCCAUGGCCUGAGAAAUCUCUACUUCCUUGACCCCGUCUGGCUCUCCGAAUGUCUGCAGAGGAUUUUCAACAUCAAGAGCUCCAAGUCUGUAGCUAAAAAUGGAGUCAUCCGAGCAGAGGAUCUCAGGAUGCUGCUAGUUGGGACGGGCUUCACUGAACAAACUGAAGAGCAGUACUUCCAGUUCUUGGCCAAGUUUGAAAUUGCUCUGCCAGUAGCCAAUAACAGCUACCUCCUCCCUCAUCUGCUUCCUACCAAGCCAGCGUUAGAUAUCCAUGGGUUCUGCCACCAGACCACAAAUACCAUCCAGAGGGUCUUCAAGAUGAGUUUUGUCCCAGUUGGCUUCUGGCAAAGAUUCAUUGCACGAAUGUUAAUUAGCCUGGCAGAGAUGGACCUGCAGCUGUUUGAAAACAAGAAGAACACCAAGACGAGAAACAAAAAGGUGACCAUCUACAGCUUCACAGGCACCCAAAGAAACCGCUGCAGCACGUUCCGAGUCAAAAGGACUCACACUGUUUACUGGCAGGAAGGUCUGUUCGUUACCUUUGAUGGAGGCUAUCUUAGUGUUGAGUCUUCUGAUGUCAACUGGAAAAAGAAAAAAAGUGGGGGAAUUAAAAUCAUUUGCCAGUCAGAAGCGAGAGACUUUUCAGCCAUGGCGUUCAUCACAGAUCAUGUCAACUCUUUGAUAGACCAGUGGUUUCCUGCACUCACAGCCACUGAGAGCGACGGUACGUUGCUGAUGGAGCAGUACGUGCCCUGCCACAUCUGUGCUGCUUCCAGGCUGGAGGAUGAGUGUGGUGAGAGGGCAGAGGAUGCACAGUACUUCAACAUGGAAGACUGCGUCCUGACUGCCAUUGAACUGGACUACAUCACGUGCCCCAACCACCCCGAAAUCCCUGUUUCUCUCCAAGAGCUGGUCCCAGAGCUCUUCAUGACAGAUUUUCCUGCCAGAUUGUUCUUGGAAAACAGCAAACUGGAAUGGAGUGAAAAUGAAAACAACGUUCUUGGCCAGGGUGGAAGUGGGACUGUUAUAUAUCGGGCACGAUACCAAGGAAAACCAGUGGCUGUGAAGAGAUUUCAGAUCAAAAAAUGCAGUGGUUCUCCCACUUCAGCUGCAGAUACCAUGCUGAAACACCUGAGAGCCAUGGAUGCCAUGAAGAACUUCUCUGAGUUCCGCCAGGAGGCCAGCAUGCUCCACUCGCUGCAGCACCCCUGCAUUGUCUCCCUCAUUGGCAUCAGCAUCCAUCCACUCUGCUUUGCGCUGGAGCUGGCCCCUCUGGGCAGCCUCACCACUGUCUUAUCUGAAAACUCCAAAGGGUCUUCCUUUGUGCCGCUGGGACACAUGCUGACACACAAAAUAGCAUAUCAGAUUGUCACUGGCCUUGCCUACCUGCAUAAGAAGAACAUCAUCUUUUGUGACCUGAAGUCGGACAAUAUCUUGGUGUGGUCCCUGGAUGUCAAGGAACACAUCAACAUCAAGCUGUCUGACUAUGGGAUCUCUCGGCAGUCGUUCCAUGAAGGAGCACUCGGGGUGGAAGGCACACCAGGCUAUCAAGCCCCUGAGAUCAGACCUCGCAUAGUCUAUGAUGAGAAGGUUGACAUGUUCUCCUAUGGGAUGGUGCUGUAUGAGUUGCUGUCCGGUCAGCGGCCUGUGCUAGGGCAGCACCAACUGCAGAUAGCAAAGAAGCUGUCAAAAGGGAUCCGUCCUGUUCUUGGUCAGCCGGAGGAGGUGCAGCUGUAUAGGAUGCAGGCACUCAUGAUGGAGUGCUGGGACACUAAGCCAGAAAAGCGUCCGCUGGCCAUUUCUGUGGUAGGACAGAUGAAAGAUCCCUCCUUUGCAACAUUCAUGUACCUGCUGCCCUGUGGGAAGCAGUCGUCUUUCUUCUGCUCCCAAGGACAGGAAUACACUGUGGUUUUCUGGGAUGGGAAGGAAGACACCAGAAACUACACUGUGGUGAAUCCAGAAAAAGGGGUCAUAGAAGUGGAGAGGAUGAGCUGCCCCGGGAUGAAGCUGUGCUGCCAACUGAAAUUUCAGAAUGCCCUCUGGGCUGCCACGGAGGACCAGAAGAUUUCAGUGUACAGGCUGCAGGGCAUGUGUCCUCUGAAGGCCCCACAGAAGUGUUUGGACUCUCCUGCUGCUGUCAGCUGCUUCCUGGUGAUUCCUGUUGUUAAAAAGAACUCAUACAUGGUGCUGGCCGGUCUGUCAGAUGGACUCGUAGCAGUGUUCUCAGUGGCCCAGGGCAUCCCAGCGGACAGCUGCUCCUACCUGUGCUCCCACACAGCCAACAGGUCCAAAUUCAACAUUCCCGACGAUGACCCACGGCAGAACCCGUACCCGGUGAGGGCCAUGGAGAUCGCCAACAGCGGCACGGAGGUGUGGUACAGCAACGGCCCCGGCGUCCUCGUCAUCGACUGUGCUGUGAUGGAGAUCAGCAGGAGGCUGGAGCCCUUCAGCCCGCCCUCUGCCAUCUCAUCCAUUGCCUGCAACUCGGAGUGCCAUGGGGAGGAGGUGGUGUGGUGUCUGGACGAGAAGAGUAACUUCUUGGUGAUGUACCACGCCGCCACCUACCAGCUCUGUGCACGCUACUUCUGUGGAGACUGCAGCCCCCUCAGAGACAUGUUUGCCAUCCAGCAGCCUGCCACAGCCAUCCCUGCUACUGCUCCUAUCAACCCCAGAGCGCUGGAGGGGAACUCGCUGGUGGACAUGAGCAUCAUCUACAGCCCCGAGGUUGGCACCCAGAUCCUCAACCACCAGGACUCACUCACGGAUUAUUGCUCCGUGUCCUCCUACUCCUCCUCACCUCCCAACAGGUUAACCCGGUGCCCCUCCAGCCUGCCCAGCUCACCCACCAGCUCUUCUAGUGCUCCACUCUCCACAGAUUUUGAGGAGUCGGGCAAAUUUCAUGAACUGAAGCCUUCCCCGGAUCACGAUGCUGUGCCUAUGGGUGACAACUCACAGCAUCUCCAAGCCAUCAAGAUUCUGCCUGUGAAAGACCUCGUAUGGAUCCCCAGGAGAGGAGGGGAUAUCAUCGUGAUUGGACUGGAGAAGGAGUCGGGCAUGCAGCGGGGCCGAGUGAUCGCCGUGCUGAAGGCCGGGGAGCUGGCUCCCUAUGGGACGCUGGUGGAUGCUGCUCUCAUAGCAAAGGACACGGUUGUGUGCUGCUUUCAGAAUGAAAACACCGAGUGGUGCCUGGCUGUCUGGAGGGGCUGGAGUGCCAGAGACUUUGACGUUUUCUACCAGGCCUACGAAGAGCUGGGACGGCUUGAAACUUGCAUGAGGAAGAGGAGGUAGUGCUCGUGGCACUGGAAACCGAGGUCUGAUGGAAGAGAGAAGCAUCCUGCCCUGAGCAUGCAGCCCCACACGGGGAGGGGAUGGGGUGCACAGAGGGUACCACUGUUUUGCUGCUAAUGAGCUCCAUGGGGUUUUGGCAGCAGAACCCAGCAGGGCUUUGGGGACAGCCCAGCAGGGGCAGGAUGUGGGCGCUGGGCGCUCUCCCUGCAGCUGAGAGCAGGAGGUGGCUGCAGCUCAGGGAGUGAGCGAGCUAUUGAAUUGCACUCCUGCAAAGUCAGUUGUAAAAUAGAGCUGAUACAAAGCAAAGCCACUUGGGCUGACAGCUACUUCCUGAUGGGAGAGAAGGGAGAGCUCUGUGACCAGGGAAGCCCAUAAGCUGCCUUUGUUCUGCUCCUCUUUCUCUUGGUAGCUACACUCUGGAGUAGCAGGAGCACAAUAAGCUUCAUUUGCCUGUGUAUCUGCUCAGCUUCCGCCGCUGCAGCUUUUAGUUUGUCUUCAUUAGUGGCCCAGGAUGCUUUAUUGGCUCUGAGUUGCACUUCCUAAUUCCGAGCAUGUACAGCGUUGUAAAAGGAGCCUGGCUCCGUGCCCUGUGUAAAGGUGUACAGUUUGGACAUUUCUUGUUUUUCUAUUCCAAGAAACUUGUGUGAGCAUCGGCUGCGUGGGCCGAGGUCUGGUUCACAUCCUUGUUGCAGGCUGCUACAAAACACUUUGUGUCUAAAGAGGGGUAUCUUCAAAUAAACAGAUUCCUCCCCACCUUGGCACCAUGGCACAGGCACUUGUGGUGGGCAAUCUGCUGCAGGGGUUCGGGUUUGUGAUGCCUGGCACCUGGUGGUGACUUCCAGCUUCAUUUGGUUGUGUGUAUUCUUUGCAAAACCACUACCUGGAAGAGCCACAGUGGCUCCGUGUUGCCCUGAGCACCCCGGGCACAGCUUCAUCUUCUGCACCCCAGGCUGGCCUUUGCCCUGCAGCUCCAGUCCCAACCUCAGCAUCACCUCAGUGGGCACAAAGCUGCCUUUGUCCUGCUCUCACUGAACGUGAGCACCGCCGCCUGCCCCAGACACAUCGUAAAGUGGCUGCUCUGGAAGUCCUGCUGCCAGGAAAAAGGGAGCUGAGGGGCUGGAGCUGCUGGGAGAGCUGAUGUUGCUGGGAGCAAGCGUGUCCCAGUGGGCGGCAGUGGGCUGGGAGUGUGGGAUUAGAGCCUAAAAUCUGCUUCCCAGCAGUCUUGUUCCCAUAACCCCGGGGUCUGGCUGCUGCUGGAGCUUGAUGUGGACACUUGACCUUCAUGUGGGCGACUCAGUGCAGUUUUGGGACUUAAAAGUGCAUUUUCAGCUAAAGGUGGCACUGGGGCUCUUCUCAGCCUUUUUUUAAGGGGGAGACCCUAAAAGAGGAGGCAGCAACACCCAGCUGCAGAACAGAACCAAAGGAAACCACGAUGGAGCCAUCGCUGAGUGAAUAGGAUUGGAAGAUGCUGUCACCCAUGUCCAUGGAGCAAAGGGUUCUGUCAGGGGGAGUCUCAACUGGGGUGGGGAAGGGGAGGGGAUAGGAACAUGGAUGGGAUGAGGAAGGGAAUGGGGAUGAGAUGAGGAUGGUAGCAGGAAGGGAGUGACGAUGGAUUGGUGAUGGGGAUAGGCAUGAGGGAUGGAGAAGUGAAUUGGGAUGGAAUAGAGAUGGAAACGGGAAGAGGAUGGAGGUGAGGAAGGGGAUGAGGGAUUGGGUUGGGGAAGGGACCCAGUGGCUGCUGCCCUCCUGUCCAGUCCUGCAGAGCUGCCUGGGGCCCACCUUGUGCUGCUGAGAUGCCCCAAAUGCCACCUGCAGAGCCAAGGCCACUGCAACUACCAGCCAUUAUCUCCUGUUUGCUUUGGGUGUUUGCUUUAUCGGGGCAUCACUCAGAUGACUUAAACUGUGGCCUUUAUAGGAGUCUUCUUGAAAUGUCAACAAAGAACAGAGGUGUGGCUUUGAUUUUUCUUUUUGUUCUUUGUUCUCCAAGGAGACAGAGAAGCAGAGCAGAGCCUGGCGAAGCUCCCUGCACUGGGACCCCUGCUUGCUGGAAACUGGAGCUGAUUCAGGGCAAUUAAAGCCAAGGGUUUUAUUGAAUUAAAGUGUGAAGGCAAAUGCAGCCAGCCUGCUAGGCAGCCCCUUCUUUUUUUGCAGCUAAUUCCAUUUUAUUUUUGCACCCUGUUCAUAGCCAUGCCUCACGGCAGGGGCUCGCUGGGCCCCGGCCCAUCUGCCCCAUGGCAAAGUGCUGUUAGACGUUUCCAAACAGCUCUCGUGGGCAAACGCUCGUGACUUCUGCACUAAUUCACAACUCAGAUGUUAGUAAACCUCUCCCUGCACCAAACACAUGUGGUAAGUUAAGAGUAAAGCAUUCCAGCACUGGUUUCCAUGAAAGGUUGGGUUAGCACCUGAGAGUCGACGACUUCCACCUGCUCAGCCUCCCUCACUCAGGCAGCAAAAUUACUUUUUUUUUUUUUUUUUAAGUAUAAAAUGUUUUUUAUAAGGUUGGAAUUUAUCAUAGAUGGCUGUAAUUGAAAAUUUAUCUUUUAAAUGAUUCCUUUGAUGCUGUGAGUCCACAAAUGAUGCGGUCAAUUAAGACGUGGGGCCUUGAGAGCUGACUCCAGCCUGGGUGUAAACCUCACUUUUAGUGCUCCUCUGGCCAGUUUGGGAACCAGAGAUGAACUGCAGCAACCAAACAAAACCCCAGCAACAGAUGGGGGCUUUUCGUUCAAGAGCUUUUUCCACUUACAUGCAUUCUGCUUUUGCAGGCUGAAUAAAACCUGACAUAUUCAUAAACUUUAAUAAACACAGUGUGCAUUUUACAUGUACAGGCAUGCCUGCAGACAUCCAUUCAUGGUUGGAUGAGGUGAUCUUAGUGGCCUUUUCAAACCUGAAUGAUUCUGUGAUCGCAAGAAGCUGCAGAACAGUGGAAAAAAGAUCAGAAAGAACCAGGGAAGGCAUCAGACCCAGCAGUGGUGGCUCCCACCCACCCCAAAGCCAAGCCCAAGGCUCACCCCAUGUCAGACCUCUGCAGCAUCCCCCCCCUGUGUCCAUGCUGGUGAACGGAGACAGACUGAGGUAGACAACAGCAGGAGCUCCGAUUGCAAAUAAAAAAAAACCUUUAUUGCAUCUUAGAAGCAAGUCUUAAAAAAAAAAAAAAAAAAGAAUUCCAUGCACUGAAUCCAUCCAAGUACCUACAUCCUUGGGACUGUCACCAAAAAACGAUGAACAUCUAAAAGACACUGAAUCUACACUAACUGCAGUUCAUAUUCCAUACACGUGUAAACAAUGGUUAUUUUUUCUACCAGAAUAGCAAUUGCUCCAUAAGAUCCCCUCCAACGUGGCAACAACCUUAGCAUUGGUUUCUCUCCUUUCUUUCGCUAUUCUCCACCUCCCAAAGGGUAGGCAAAGUGGGACUGAGAACAAUGAGACAAAAUGGUGCUGGAGGAUACGAUAGAAAAAUAUAUUGUUCGCUGGUUUUUAUUUUUUGUUUCUGCUGAGCAAGAUAUUUACAGGUAGGUGGGUCCCGAUACAUCACCUGCUUCAAUGACAAUGGCCAUUCACUGCGUAAGUCUCAGUGUAAAGGGUUCCCUUUCUGGCUUUAAGGCACUUUAUUUUGUAUGUUUGCUCUAACCUUGCUAGGUGUUCCUUCGUAGGGGUCGUCCUUUCCUUGUACUCAGCCUCCCCAUCCGCAGUUCCUCUCCAAAUACCACAAAGACUCCUCACUUUUCUGACAUCGUUCCAAAAAAUGUUAAAGAAAUUUAGGGGGGAAAAAAAAAAAAUCCAUUAAAAAAAA